AUGAACUCUCUCCUUUCCGACUUAGUACUCGAUAGCCGAAUUCAAGUGGAAUUCAGCGACAACUUCACCUAUCGAUUCACAUUCCAGUCCAGGGUAUCUUCUGCCCCGUAUUUCAGACGCAAGCUGCGAAAGGACACAUGGCAGACGGUAAAGUUACUUGGAAGCGGAUCAUAUGGCAAUGUUUCUCUGCAUAGAUGCCUGACAAGCGAGGGCAAAGCGGAAUUGCAGGCCGUGAAGGAGAUCAAGAAGGCCAUCGUCUCAGAAGGCAUUGAUUAUUACAGAGAGCUAGAAGCGAUCGCGAAAUUCUCACAGAAAAAGUACGAAGGACUCUUCGUCGACUUCAUUGGGUGGUAUGAGAAUGAUAUAUCUGUAUUUAUUAUUAUGGAGUAUAUGGAAUAUGGCGAUCUGGAUUUGCAUCUCAAAGGGCCGUUACCUGAAAACGAGGCUAGGGAGGUCACGUUGCAGAUAGCGGAAGGCUUGAAACUCCUCCACGAAAAUGGAUUUGCUCACCGAGACCUCAAACCAGCGAACAUCUUUGUCUUUCACAAAGGCCCAGAUUGGUGGGUCAAAAUUGGUGAUUUUGGUUUCAGCAAACGCGUCAAUGAGAAAGAUGGCCUUCGAUCAUGCGUUGGAACCCCGGUUUUUCUCGCCCCAGAGGUGCAGAUGCUUUACUCUCCUAGCAUUAACAAUCAAAACGACGUGCUCCAUUAUACAGAGAAAGUUGAUAUAUGGGCGCUAGGGGCUAUAACGUUCUAUAUGAUUUUCCACGACUAUCCAUUCUCGCCCUGGAAGUCUAUCACUCUCCAUCAAUAUAUGCAAGGAGAAGCUUUUCCUUUCCCGAAAUCCCGACCGUCAGAGAUUAGUAAAGCGUGUAAGAGCUUUAUCAAGGCCACAAUGGCUCCGGACGCCUCUCAGAGAUUAUCUGCAAAGCAAGCCACGGAAAACGAGUGGCUGAUGCUCGCUGACUUUCAACUUGCGAAAACGGCGUCUGUGAAGAUAAAGAAAGAAAAUCUUUCAGACAGUAUCUCAACAGAAAGACUCCAAGAAGUGCUGGAGCCUAUGCAGAAAUGCACUUCCGAUGGCUCCAAUAACGACAAUAUAUCUGCGGGCGGAAACAUACGAAAACAUAUACUACCUAAUAACCCGGAAUCAUCCGCCAAAACGGCAGAGACUGCAAGAAGUGCUGGAGCCUAUGCAGAAAUGCACUUCCGAUGGCUCCAAUAA
Penicillium macrosclerotiorum is the source of this 1224-nucleotide messenger RNA. RefSeq names its product serine/threonine-protein kinase. The transcript is spliced from 4 exons. Gene Ontology annotation, molecular function: ATP binding; protein serine/threonine kinase activity. Gene Ontology annotation, cellular component: cytoplasm; autophagosome. Bases 1 to 1224 code for a protein of 407 amino acids. The record is from RefSeq and is a predicted model, not a curated record. Gene Ontology annotation, biological process: autophagosome organization; autophagy; protein autophosphorylation. NCBI's taxonomy places the organism in Eukaryota, Fungi, Ascomycota, Eurotiomycetes, Eurotiales, Aspergillaceae.